AUGCUCGUUCCACCUGACAUGUUGGCCGCCCAAUCUAAAAUGGUUUACCAACUGAACAAAUACUACACCGAGAAGGUCCAGACCAGGAAGCUUCAGGUCUCCAAAACCAUCCAGGAAGUGUGUCGAGUAGUCCAGGACGUCUUGAAAGAAGUAGAGGUGCAGGAGCCCCGAUUCAUAUCUUCCCUAACCGACUAUAACGGACGCUAUGACGGCUUGGAGGUUAUUUCGCCGGUAGAGUUUGAAGUAGUGAUCUACCUGAACCAAAUGGGAGUUCUAAACUUCGUAGACGACGGAACGCUUCCCGGUUGUGCAGUGUUGAAGCUUAGCGACGGAAGAAAACGCUCGAUGUCCCUUUGGGUGGAAUUUAUCACGGCUUCAGGGUAUCUAUCCGCACGCAAAAUGCGCUCCAGGUUCCAAACUUUAGUGGCACAGGCGUGUGACAAGUGUUCGUACAGGGACAGCGUGAAAAUGAUCGCAGACACGACGGAAGUAAAGUUGAGAAUUCGAGAGCGGUACAUAGUGCAAAUCACGCCAGCGUUCAAGUGCGCCGGAUUGUGGCCAAGAAGUGCCGCGCAUUGGCCUCUGGCGCAAAUCCCUUGGCCACAUCCUAACCUAGUUGUGGAGGUGAAAACAGAAGGUUUUGAUUUGUUAUCGAAGGAAUGUAUCGCGCUACAAGGGAAGCAAUCAGCUAUGGAAGGUGAUGCAUGGGUUCUCUCCUUCAUAGAAGCUGAGAACCGAUUGUUACAAGGCGGUUGUCGGAAGAGAUGUUUAAGUAUACUAAAAACAUUGAGGGAUCGCCACUUGGACCUCCCGGGAAACCCUGUAACUGGGUAUCAUAUGAAGACGCUACUCUUAUACGAAUGCGAGAAACAUCCUAGAGAAUCAGAGUGGGAUGAAUCUUGUAUAGCUGAUAGAAUCAACGGUAUCUUCCUUCAAUUGAUCUCGUGUUUGCAGUGUAAACGGUGUCCACAUUACUUUUUGCCUAAUCUAGACCUGUUCAAAGGGAAAUCACCGAGUGCUUUGGAGAACGCGUCCAAACAGGUUUGGCGUCUCACUAGGGAAAUGUUGACGAAUUCGAGGUGUUUUGAAAAGUUGUAG
This is a messenger RNA of Acanthoscelides obtectus, 1098 nucleotides long. Lineage: Eukaryota; Metazoa; Arthropoda; Insecta; Coleoptera; Chrysomelidae. The record is from the annotation of a GenBank genome assembly.